This is a messenger RNA of Agrilus planipennis (emerald ash borer), 4351 nucleotides long. RefSeq lists its product as uncharacterized. Gene Ontology annotation, biological process: G protein-coupled receptor signaling pathway. Bases 227 to 4042 code for a protein of 1271 amino acids. The record is from RefSeq and is a predicted model, not a curated record. Lineage: Eukaryota; Metazoa; Arthropoda; Insecta; Coleoptera; Buprestidae. Gene Ontology annotation, cellular component: extracellular region; bursicon neuropeptide hormone complex; eukaryotic translation initiation factor 4F complex. Gene Ontology annotation, molecular function: mRNA binding; neuropeptide hormone activity; G protein-coupled receptor binding. The transcript has 26 exons.
AUCUAUGAGCAUAGAUAUCUAUGAGUUUGAAGAAAGGUUAUGUUAGACAAUCUGUCAUCUUAUUUUUCUGGAAAGACUAUAAUUUGAUUUCAAACGUAUAUUUACGAGAAUGUAAAAUAAGCUAAUUUUCUUCGUAGAAUUUUUACUUCCAACGGUUUUAACUUCGGGGGUUUACUGUACAUGCGGAUUUUAUUUUAAAAUAUAAUUGUCUCCAAUUUUUUUUAUAAUGGAUACUGAUAAAAGGAAUAAAAGCACAGACUGUGUAGAUUCUGAAGAGGAAAGAGAUGUAUUUGAUGUCAAAGAAAGUGAUAAUUUGUACCAAGAAGUUCGAGAUAUUUUGAGUCAACUCACAUCUAAAAACUUCCAAAACUGUUUUAUUAAAAUUCGAAGUUUAAAGAUUAAUACUUGUGAAGAAUUGCAUGGAAUAGUCAACUUACUUUUUGAAGAAAUUAUGAAUUAUGAGUCUUGUGCUUUGUUAUGCAGGGAAUUGGUUUUGAUGCCGAUGCUCAAGAGUGAAGAGUUGAAAAAAAAGUUUGGUGUUAAAUUCACUACUUUUCGAAUGCUGUUGUAUAUCAGAUGUGAAGUAGAGCUGAAAAAGAUACUUAAUGAUGAUGAGUACCUGAUAAAUUUAAUGUUCAUUGAUGUAUAUUAUAAUACCUUUCUCCAUAUCAGUGCUGAUGUGUAUUAUACUUCAGAAGAGCAAAAAGAAUUUCAUAAUGAAGGGAAACAAUUUCAUAAACAAUUAAAUGAAACUUCAAUUACUUUUAUAAAGUUUUUGGGUGAACUUUACAGACAAUUCGUAAUAACAAAUGAUAUACUGAGAAAAUUUAUGGUGAAUGUAAUUGUUGAUAUGGGUCAGAAAUACUUAAGUUGUAUUAAUUAUUUGUCAUCUGCAAUUGGUGAGGAGUUAAGAAAGAAUCCAGUAUAUCAACAAACUUCAGAUUCGAAAGUAAUUAAACAAGAGACAGAUGACAAACAUGUGCCUGAAGAGCAACUCGGCAUUUUGAUAGAAAACACAUAUGAAAGGAAAGAAUUAGUUUCAAACAGUUCAGUUUUUAAAGAAGUAAAGGAAAAUAUUAAAAAAAAAAUUGAUGAAAAGGACCGUAAGGUAUACACUUUAGAAAAUUUAUUACUACUGCGAAAUGUCCCAAGCAGUAUAAAAUUACCAGAAAACUAUAAAAACGCUUCCAUUCGUCCCUUAACGCCUCAGACGGACAUUCAAGACACAGAAAAAUUAUAUCCAAUGGAAGCUGCAGUUUACACAGUUUCUGCAUCAUCUUCAGCUUCUGAGGAAAUAGGCACCCAAAAUAAAACUAUGAUGGAGGUUCCUCAACAAGAAUCUCGGAAAAAACGACAAAGAAGUAAACAAUUGACUGUUGAUCCUGGUGUGUGGAUGGAUCCAGUGAAAACUGCGGUUUGCAAGUCUUCUGAUUUAGUUUCUCCCGUUCAUGAAACAAUCUCCCAGAAUAAUACUGCAAUAAUGGCUCUUCCAAAGAAAUCUAAGCAAAAACAACUUACAUUAAUCGUUGAUCCCGUCACAGGUAGAAAAAUGUACAAGUUAGUUGAAAAACAGGAAGAAAACAAAUUGAAUUUGAAAUCAAACCCGUCGUCAGUGUCUCAACCGGUGGAAUCAGCGAAGACGAAAGAGGAGCUCCAUAAAAUUGUUAACAAAACCAUAACAAAAUUAACUUCCUCCAGCCUCAAAUCGACUGUCGAUAGGAUAACGAGUCUCAAAGUUAACACUUACGAAUAUGUUAAGUACGUGAUCGAAAUUAUAAUGGAAAGAACAAUAAAUAAGUUUGAAUCUUGUGCUUUAUUAUGUAAGGAAUUAGAUCAAAUGCAGGUACCAACCUUAGAUGGGCUUAAAGGUAGAAUGAAGAUGACGACUUUCCAUGAACUUUUACUUGCUAGGUGUGUAGAAGAUUUGUAUAAUGUGCCAUGUUUAACUGAAGAAGAAAUUGCAACGUCUGAAAACGAAGCAGUUAUUUCAUUGAGAUUAAAACAUGUUGGAUUAGUACACUUCAUGAGAGAACUUCAUAAAAAUCAGAUAUUAACAGACGAAUCAGUGGUGGAGUGUGUAGUAUAUUUGCUUAAAACAUGGCGAACAAAGAGUGAAGGAAAUUUAGAAUGUGUUUGUAGGCUUCUUUUAAUGUUUGGUGAAGAAUUGGAAGCCAGAAAAGUUGAUCUAAAUUCACAUUUUAAUACAUUAAAGCAAAUAUGUAACAACAAACAGAAAAUUAGUAGUAUGUUAAGGUUAAUUUCGCAAUCAUUGCAUGACUUGUGGAAAGCAAAGUGGGCUCCUGAGAAGCGAGAAAUUUGUCAGAUGCUACAAAAUGCCUACAAUCCACGUAUGACAAAAACGGAACUAUGUGGGAUAACAGUUUCAUUAAUGAAGAAACAGGCCUUAAAACGCAUUAAAUUACUUCAAAUCGAUACAUAUGAACAAUUAAAUGGUGUCGUUACUGUAAUAUUUAGCAAAGCUUCAGUUUGUCCUGAAUUUUGUCUUCAAGUUUGUAUGGCAUUAUUACAUAUAAAGGUGCCUUGUAUAAAAAAUGAUUCUUUACAAAUUGUCGACAUACAAAGAGCUUUACGUAACAAAUGUGAGAAAGAAAAGGGAAGCCCCGGUUUCACUAAAUUAAAACCUGGUUUCAAUAAAUUCAUAGGAUUUCUCUUCGAGAAAGAAUUGAUUACGAGCGCAAUUGUAGUAAAGUGGAUUGCAAAGUUGCUCAAAAAUGUGAACGAAAAUAGUUUGGUAAGUGCUCACGAACUUCUUGUGCAAGUUGGUGAACGAUUAGAAAAGAACGGUAUAGAUUUGAGUCCGCAUUAUAACAGGAUAAAUGGAAUAGUUCAGAAGGAACCUGGAACAAUAAGCAACAAUGUAUUGAUAAAAUUAGGUUGUUUACUUACAUGGCGGAAUGCUAUGCUUUCACUUCAACGAGUUCAACCUCCGCAAUUUCAGACAAUUACAAAUCAACCGAAUAAUGAUGUUCAGCAUAAGCUGUUUGAAGGAUUACAAAAAUUAACCCUGUCCAACAAUUCAUCAGAAACUAUAUCUCAGUAUCAAACUGUUCCUCAACAAAUAAAAGUAAUAACCAAAAACGGAAUACAAACAAAGGAUAUCAUUGUCCUCCCCGAUCAUUCUGCACAACAAAUACAUGGAAAAGGAUUGCCAGAAAACUCAAAAUGGUUGAAAGAUAGCAGGAUAAUGUCACAGUCUGAAAACAACAUUUCUCUAUCUGACCAUUCACAAAACGACAAACAAUUGCCUUCUACCUCGAAGAUAACGAUCUUACCGAAUAACGAAAAACUUAAGUUGGAGGAUGUUUCAAACGGUACUGCUUCUUUUGCGGAAGUUCAUAAAAAGUUGCUGACGUUAUUUUCAGUAAACACGCCAAUCAAUGAAGUGAUACAAUGGAUACAGACAAACAUAGGUGAAGCGAAAGAAGAAGAAGCAUUCGUUAGGGCUUUGAUGACGGCUAUUCUUCAACAGUGUAUAGUAAAUAAUAAGUUGAAUGACCAGGCAUUUAAAAACUUUUAUCAGUAUAUUCACAGACUUUAUAUUGGUUCUUCUGACUCGGUGGAGAUUUAUUGUCUGUAUGCUAUUCAAACAUUAUGUUAUAAACUGGGUUUUCCAGAAGGUCUUUUGUUAACAACAUUCAAAAAAUUGUAUGAAGAUAGUAUUAUUUUGCCCGAGAGUUUCUUAACGUGGAAAGCUUGCUCCGAUCCCACCAAACAGGCGGGGAAAGAGGAAUACGAUGAACUGGGAAGAUUACAAAGGACUUGUCAAGGCGAAAUAGCAGUGAAUAAAUGUGAGGGUACCUGUAAUAGUCAAGUACAACCCUCUGUUAUAACACCAACUGGAUUUUUAAAGGAAUGUUACUGCUGUAGAGAAAGUUUUUUGAGGGAAAGAAUCGUCACAUUGACUCACUGUUAUGAUCCUGAUGGCAUGCGACUAACAACCGAAGAUACGCAUUCGAUGGAUGUAAAAUUAAGAGAACCGUCAGACUGCAAAUGUUACAAAUGCGGAGAGUAUACUCGAUAAUAAUGUUAAAAAAAUGAUAAUUUUGAGGGUAAAAACUGUAUUCUAGUUCUAAUUAGAACUAUUAAACCACAUAAUGCAUAUUUAAACAUCACUAAUUGAAUCACAAAAACAGCAAAUAAAUAAAAUGUAAUUAAACUUUUAUGUAUAUUAAUUUGUUGAAAUCAAAACUAGUAAAUUUUUAUGCUACUAUACGACAAUUUGAUCGCCAGAUGCAUAUAAUUCUAAAGAAUUAUGUAUAAUAAGUUAUUUACUUUACUAAAUCUAUGUACUUACCUAUAUAAUUCAAUAAAAGUGGCUUAAGUAUGCGAA